GAGGAGGUGGGGCAGAAGAGGCGGAGUUCCUGGUGGGAUUGUAGGGUAUUGUAAAUACAUGCUUACAGUCAGGGAUACUUUCAGCACUCAACUGGGAAGGUGGAAGAAAAGAUGCUUAGCAGAGAUAUGGCAAAACCACUUUUAGGCCAUAGCACUAAACAUGAUGAGAAUUCCAUUGAAUCCGGACAAACAAUUAUUGGGAUCUUGGGCACUGGAGACUUUGCUCGUUCUUUGGCUUCUCGCUUGCUGUACUCAGGGUUUCAAGUUGUUGUUGGAAGUCGAUAUCCAAAACGCAGUAUAAACUUUUUCCCGGCAACAGCUGAUGUUACUACUCAGGAGGAUGCCAUUAGUAAGGCAGACAUUUUUUUUGUUGCAUUACAUCAGGAGCACUAUUCUACCCUUUGUGACUUCAAAGAUGGACUAAGCGGAAAAGUUUUGGUUGACGUCAGCAACAAGAAUGAGGUUAACAUGUACUCAGAAUCUAAUGCUGAAUACCUAGCAUCUCUUUUUCCAGACAGCGUUGUUGUGAAAGGUUUUAAUGUAAUAUCGGCAUGGUCUCUGCAGAAUGGUCCUAAAGAUGGCUGUAAGCAGGUUUUGAUUUCUGGUGAUACUCAUGAAGCCAAGAGUAAAGUUAUUCAGAUUGCACGUGCCAUGGGAUUUAUUCCGUUGGACAUGGGUUCACUCAGUGCAGCUCGAGAGAUUGAAAACAUUCCUCUGAGAAUGUUUCCUUCAUGGAAAAUGCCCUUAGUAUUGGGACUAUGCCUUUUUGUUUUUUUCUACUGCUACAACUUUAUUCGCAGUGUUCUGCAUCCAUAUGUAACAGAGCAAAAAAACAAAUUUUAUAAGAUCCCCAUCGAACUUGUUAAUGUAACGCUGCCUUGUGUUGCGUAUGUGAUGCUGUCUUUGGUUUACCUGCCUGGAAUUUUAGCAGCUUGUUAUCAGCUACAUUAUGGCACCAAGUACAGACGUUUCCAAGAAUGGCUGGAUCGGUGGCUACUACACAGAAAGUAUAUUGGUCUUGUAUCCUUUUAUUUUGCUGUCUUGCAUGCAGUGUACAGUCUAUGCCUUCCCCUCCGUCGAUCCCAUCGGUAUGAGAUAUUGAAUGAAGCCUACAGUCAGGUUAAAGCUGAUAAAGAGAAUGCUUGGGUAGAAGAAGAAGUUUGGAGGAUGGAGCUGUACUUAUCAUUUGGGAUAAUAGCCAUUGGUAUUCUGUCAUUACUAGCUGUUACCUCUCUGCCUUCAGUUGGAAAUUCCCUGAACUGGAGAGAAUUCACUUUCAUUCAGUCCAAACUUGGAUAUGCUGCGUUGAUUGUAAGCACCAUUCAUGUUUUGAUAUUUGGAUGGAAGAGAGUCUUUGAUGGAAAGCAGUACAAAUUUUACCUCCCACCAACAUUUACCCUUGCACUUAUAUUACCUUGUGUUGUACUCCUAAGCAAGAUGUUUCUGCUGCUGCCAUGUUUAAACCAAAGACUUGCACGUAUCCGAAGAGGAUGGGAGAAGGACCACUACAUCAGAUUUAAAAUCCAUGAAAGAGAACAGCAGUCAUUUGAUUUAAAUUUGUCCCACAAUACUGUGGUUUAGCAACAUUAAUAGUUAUCUGUUAUACUGUUAAUAUGUAAUAGUUUUAGUGUCUAUAUAUAAAUCUGAUGCACCAGCUGUGCAAAUUAAAAUAGUUACAAAGGAUACUGCUUACUCUUUCUGGGAGCAGAAGACAAAAAGUAUUCCAUGGAGUGUUAUUUAUUUUGGCAUUCUAACACUAGCCAAAAGACGUUAAUAUGCUGUUACUGUUAGCAUACUUUGAGAAGAACCUCAUAUUACUCAGCUGUGCCCUAACUAUUUGGACUUUGAGUAAGGGAUGUCAUAUAUAUAUAUAUAUAUAUAUAUAUAUAUAUAUAUAUAUAUAUAUAUAUAUAUAUACUUACUACCCUGAGAAAUUAAUCACUGAUGCUUUUGCAUUUAUGUAAAAACUUAAUGCAUAUAAUUUCUCAUAUGAAAUAGGAACCUGUACAGUUGGUCAUUGGUGCACAUUUUUGGUGUAACAUAACCACAGUCCACAGGUUAUAACUUUUGUACAGUUACAUCAGGGUUAUAAAAUCUGACUUGUGUCUUCAUAGAUUUUAGCUGUAUUUUUUAUAUUAUAAAUGAAGAGAUAACCAACAUUUUUUAUAUUGUGAAAUAGCACAUUUCUUACACAAAUACAUAAUCAGAUGUGAUAUUUUCAUUUAAUGAUGGAGAAUUUAGGUGUAAUACAAGUCAGACAGCUUGUAUGUUUUCCAUCUGUGUGCAAAACUGUUGGAUUUAAACUUUCUGCAACGUAUGUGCCUUAUUAGACAGUGCUGUAUGGCAUUAACUGUUACAGAAAAUUGUGGAGGUCAAAUUAAACUUUAAUUUUUUUAUUUUUACUUUGUAUGUCACUACCAGUUAUCAGUAUAUUAUACUGAAACAAAAUGUCAGGAAAAUAGUUCAACACGUUCAGAUUGUUAUUACCUUUAAUUGUGGUUAAUAUUAUAUACAUGUUGUAUGCACAUUGUUUUAAGCCGUCAUCUGUUUACAUGCUUGUAAUACAGCACUUGUUUUAACUGGCAAUGACAUACCAGAAUAUUUGAGUUGGAUAUACAGCAGACAAAUGUUUAAAAGAUAAAAUUUGUAUUUGUAUGUGUAGUUCUGCGAAUAUAAAGUUAUCAUCUUUGAAAUUACACACUAUGCAAGGUGCCAUAUAGCUGUUGUUUUGACUUUACUGUUAGUAUUUUUUCCUGCUGAAAGCCUUAAAACAUCUUCUCUUCAGUGUAAUGAAAGCACUUAUCACAGUAACCUGUGACUGGUCACCUUUCUGGAUCACCACUCAUCUUCAUUCGUGUGAUUAUAAAACUGUGUUAAAAGAAACCUAUCUUGAUCCAUGAGUUUUUGGUUUCCUAUCUCAGGCUUCUGAAAUUUCUGUUUGCUUCAUCAAGAUUUAUCCAGGUUUUUUGAACUGCCUUAUUUUAUUGUGUUUUAUUUAAACAGUUGUUUUUUAA
Messenger RNA from Protopterus annectens (West African lungfish), 3014 nucleotides. RefSeq names its product STEAP3 metalloreductase (gene STEAP3). Gene Ontology annotation, cellular component: plasma membrane; endosome. Gene Ontology annotation, molecular function: cupric reductase (NADH) activity; ferric-chelate reductase (NADPH) activity. NCBI's taxonomy places the organism in Eukaryota, Metazoa, Chordata, Ceratodontiformes, Protopteridae. The record is from RefSeq and is a predicted model, not a curated record. The transcript has 5 exons. The coding region runs from base 112 to 1581 and encodes 489 amino acids. Gene Ontology annotation, biological process: copper ion import.